Molecule: messenger RNA, 6140 nt
Organism: Myxocyprinus asiaticus (Chinese sucker)
Lineage: Eukaryota; Metazoa; Chordata; Actinopteri; Cypriniformes; Catostomidae
Gene: rhoua
Product: ras homolog family member Ua
Exons: 3
Coding region: 2268-3029 (253 amino acids)
Biological process (GO): small GTPase-mediated signal transduction
Molecular function (GO): GTP binding; GTPase activity
Source: RefSeq, a predicted model, not a curated record
AUUAUUUAAGCAUGACUUUUUAUUAUUAUUAUUAUUAUUAUUAUUAUUAUUAUUAUUGAAGAAUAUAAUUAGCAAGAAGACCCCAAGACAUUUUUUUUUUUUUAGAAGGGGUUCCUUUUUUGGAGGGGGAUUUGUCUUAAUUUUUGUAAUGCCUUGUUGUAAUUGUGGAGUAUAUGAAAAAAACUUCCAAAGUAUUAAAUAUUUAUAUUUUUGGUUAUUGAAAAUGCUAGAAAUUUGUUUAAGCAUGAAUUCGACGUUUUUAUUUAUUAUUGAAUAAUAUUAGCGAGAAGACCUCAAUUGUUUUGUUUUUUAAAAGUGUUUUAUAACAAGAGCUGCGACGAGCGUUCUGCUUAAAGGGAUAGUUCACCCAUACAUUUUAAUUCUCUCAUUUUUACUUCCCCUCAUGUCAUCCCAGAUUAAUAUGACUUUCUUCGGCAGGGAGGAGAAUUAAUAGUAAAAAAAGGACUUAAAUAUUAAUCUGUUUCUCACCCACAUCUAUCAUAUCACUGAAGACAUGGAUUUAACCGCUGGAGUCAUGUGGAUUACUUUUAUUCUGCCUUUAUGUGCUUUUUGGACCUUCAAAGAUCUGUCCUCCAUUCACUUGCAUUGUAUGGACCUACAGAGCUGAAAUAUUCUUCUGAAAAUCUUUAUUUGUGUUCUGCUGAAGAAAGAAAGUCAUACACAUCUGGGAUGUUAUUAGGGUGAGUAAAUAAUUAGAUCAUUUUAAUUUUGGGGUGAACUAUCACUUUAAGAAGCAUAGUAAGAGCAAUAUUUCAUGAAACUCACUAAUAUGUGACUCAUAUGAACGUAAUAUGAAUUACUAAUAGGCCUAUUCGUUAUUAAUUAAUUAAAACGUUUUGUUGUUAUUGAGGGAAUUUAAAAUCUUAUUUCUACUGACUUUUACGUUCAGCGUUUGUCCAAUAGAUGGCGUAUUUGUGUUAAAAUUCAAUUAAACUGUUUUUUUUUCUCCCUUAUAUUUAUUGGUUUAACAUGCGUAAUUGGCAUAAUAUCUCGAUAAAUUAAGUCAAUGUACCAGUAAUUACAUAACUUUUAUAAUAAUAAUAAUAAUAAACGUUUUUUAUUAAUAAUAUUAUUAAUUGAGUUUGUAUUACAUUUUCUUUUUAUUUCUGGGGAAAUAUUAUAAUCAUACAUUUAAGCGCCAUAAAACAAAACCAUUAUUACCUAUAUUUCAAAAAUAAUUCUGGGGUUAUUGUAAAUGCUAGAAAUUAUUUAAGCAUGACUUUUAUUUUUGUAUUAUUAUUAUUAUUAAAGAAUAUAAGUAUCAAAAACACCCCUUUUUUCUUCAUUUUUGUAUUUUUGUGUGCUGUUUUUUUUUUAUUUAUUUAUUUUUUUUUAGUGGGUUUUGUCUUUAUUUUUGAAAUACCUUACUGUAAUUGUGGUUUUGGAGUAAAUAAAAAAACUUCAAAAGUAUUCACUUUUACUACAAACAUUCACGAGAGGCUCAUUUUCAAAUUGAUGUCCAUUUGGGAUAAACCAAGUGUUCAUAUUUAAACGAAUGCUUAAUCACACAAAAAAGUUGACAACUUUAAGAAACAUUAAAGAAUGUUCAGAGAUCACCAAUGUAUAUACAAUUUUCACAUUUUGAAUUUCAAAUAAAACGUUAUCCCUGAUAGAAUGUAAAAAGCUGUUUGAAAUUAUGAGACGCAUGAAUUCCUGCCACUUCAGUUUAUCAAUGAUCUAUGACAAUAGGUCUGCUGAACAUCUCAUAGUGGAUGAUGUCAUAGGCUUUGUCUCAAACAGCUAGUGAGCUGUCCGCCUAAACAACAGCGUUUUUGGCAUCAUCAUCACCAUCAUCAUCAUCACCACCACCAUCAUCAUCAUCACACUUGGAACAGCAGCUGUACUGGGCAGCGGACCCGGAACGCGCCUGUGAUGCCCAAAAUGCAUGUCAAAAAAUGCUGUCUAGGUAGACAGCUCACUGGGCUUUGAAACACAGCCAGUCAUGGUUUUUGGGAGUAAAGUGCCUCUGUCAGUUUUAGAGAGGGCGGAGAAGAGCUCGCCUCAUGAGAGCAUAACGUCAGUGAACGUGUGAUAUUCGUAUUUAUUUUUGUUUCAGAGUUACUAUGUUUUACCUCCAUAUAAUCCAAACAAUUCUUGAUUUGAAAUGUAGCUGUAAGCGGAUGGUUUGUCCUUAUCAAUGCACACCGUUGUAAAACCGGAGACUCUGCUCUCUCAUUCAAAAGUGAGAAGUCAGAUGGAUCGCUAAAACUGCCGUUCAAACUUCUGGAAAGUUAGUGUUUUCAGAGAUGCCUCCGCAGGGGGGUGGAGAAUAUAAGCCCGUUCCAGGUACGGUUGUACCUCCGGUACCCCCGAGAAGAUUCAGGGGCAGAGAUUUGUCAUCAGCGGUAAAGAGCCGCUUCGGGUCCGCAGUGGAGCGCCGGGUGAAGUGCGUGCUGGUCGGUGAUGGUGCAGUGGGGAAAACUAGUCUCAUUGUGAGCUAUACCACCAAUGGAUAUCCCACUGAGUAUGUUCCAACAGCUUUUGACAACUUUGCAGCGGUUGUAGCUGUGGAUGGCAAGCCUGUGAAACUUCAGCUUUGUGACACUGCGGGCCAGGAUGAUUUUGACAAGCUACGGCCGCUGUGUUACACCAAUGCUGACGUCUUCCUGCUCUGCUUCAGUGUGGUAAGUCCCACCUCCUUCCAGAAUGUGAGGGAGAAGUGGGUGCCUGAGAUCCGUCGGCACUGCCCGAAGGCACCUAUACUGCUGGUGGGCACUCAAGGUGACCUCCGGCAAGAUGUCAAAGUGCUUAUCCAGCUUGCGAAAUAUAAAGAGCGUCCAGUGGACACCCAAGAAGCCUGCUUAUGUGCUGAAGAAGUGCAGGCUGUCUCAUACAUGGAGUGCUCAGCACUCACCCAGAAGAACCUGAAGGAGGUGUUUGACACAGCCAUAGUGGCUAGCAUCCAGUAUUCUGACAGCCAGCAGCAGAAAAGACUGAAGAAGCGCACACCUGAUAAAAUGAGGAAUCUCUCCAAGUCUUGGUGGAAAAAAUACUGCUGUCUGGCAUAGAAGAAAAAAUCAGAUUUUGUACUGUUUUUGUGGACGCGGUUUGAUUAGAACUUGCUUUUUAAAAAUACAAAUGGAAACAAAUCUAUCUGCUUUAGUGGAUUAACUGGAGCAGAGGUGGUCAUGAGACAUUGAAGGACAUAAGGACAUAAUCUGUAGAAAAUAUUUGUUAUCAUUUUGUCUUAAAAAAUGGAAUGAUUCAUAGCCAGCAGAUUCCAAGCCAUCUGCUACAAUGGACAAAAGAACUCCACUGUACACUUGAGGAUCUGUUCUGCAUUUGGAAAGUCCCAGUUUAACCUCAAAUGGUCAUUUGAACAAUUCAGGGCAGGAGUCAUCUGUCUAUCUUUACCUUAUCUCCUGUUGAGGAGGGUUUAAGUGGACUUAAGAGCUGCCUUAUUACUACAGAUCUAAUUAGACUACCAGUCACCUUUUCCAGAAUUGCACUCUUCCAUCCAAGUUUCGCUACACUGUAAGAAGCAAAGACCAUCUUGAUUAAUUUCAACAAAGCCUAGGAUUGUGUUGGUGUUUUAACAUUCUUCUUUGAUAAAAACCAGCAAAGAAUUCCCUAUUACUUACAUGAACAGGAUAACUUGGGUUGUAUGUUCUGUCGUGUAUAUGUCAAAACAUUAAAGGGAUAGUUCACUCAAAAAUGAAAAUUGUCUCAUCAUUUAAUCACCCUCAUGCCAUCCCAGAUGUGUAUGACUGAACACAAAGAAAGAUUUUUAAAAGAAUAUUUCAGCUCUUUCAGAAUGUGAAAGUGGAGAUUUAUAGUAAAAAAGGACUUAAAUAUUGAUCUGUUUCUCACCCACACCUAUCAUAUCACUUCUAAAGACAUAGAUUUUACCACAGGAGUUGUAUGGAUUACUUUUAUGCUGUAUUUAUAUGCUUUUUGAAGCUCAAAAGGUCUGGUCACCAUUCACUUGCAUUGUAUGGACCUACAGAUUUGAAAUAUUCUUCUAAAAAUCUUUAUUUGUGUUCUGCUGAAGAAAGAAAGUUAUACACAUCUGGGAUGGCAUGAGGGUGAGUAAAUGAGAGAAUGUUCAUUUUUGGGUGAACUAUCCCUUUAAUUGUGAUCUAGAUUAAAAGCAGAUGUUUGGGCACACUGUCAGCUUGACAUCACUGACAUGUAUUUGGUUGUCCUGUUAGGGUGAAUGAUAGUCGAUUUUAGAGACAGCAGGACACUGGCACAUCUCUCCAGGCUCUCUUGUUUACAUUUGGAGUUAAGUCCACACCCAAACAUGCUGUGAGGUCAGGGCCUUUGUAAGUGCAAGUAGACUUAGUAGGCCAGUUGGACUGUAUAUCUGGUCAUUGAACCUGGAUUUUCAUCAACAACACAAUGUUUUGAGUUAAGCGAUUCAGUUCUGUCAGGUUCGACAAAGUUGAAAUCUGUUGGAGUCAGAUGUACUUAAGUAUUUGUAUUUAUACAUAGUUCAUUCAUUUGAGAUGACAGACUAACCGACACAAAUUGUUUUCCACGUUUUCAACUGGGAAUAACAGACCAGUGAUCAUCAUUUCUUUCUAAUUACUUCCCAUUAAAAGGAAUAACAAAAAAAGUUAUUAUUACAUCUACAUUCCAGACUCUUCAUGGCAAUGCAAUUUAAGCCAUUUUUUAACAACAACAUUGUCACAGAAAGUCUUUUAAUGUAAGAAAAUUGUCUAUAGUUCUAGUUGUGUGUUUGUUUCCAUAAAAAAAAAAAAAAAUUAAAAAAAAAAUGAUAUCCUCCACAUCAUGAUUUGAUAAACAUUAUGGUCCUAUCAUUGAAGAAAGUCUUUAUAACAUUUGUGUAGGAUUGUCCCAGGGCAAAUGGCACUCUUUAUCAAGCUUUCACAUCAGAUGAACUGGAAAAGUCAUCUGCUGCUAUACGAUAUGUGAUCAAGUGCUAAGUGAAUAACAGUAAGAAAAAGUUAAUGUUUCACUACAUAAGCUGGGGUAGAUGUUGAAGAAUUGCUGCAUCACUAAUGGCAAACAUUUUCCUUCAUGAGCACCAAAUGAACCAAGAAUGAACCGAGAUACAGUAAUUGCUCACAGUUCUUUGUUUGCCACUUUUACUGUUAGAUUAUGCCCGACCCUGCUAAAAAGACCAGUUUACUCCAGCAUCAAUUUCCAUUAUUUUAGUCUUUUUUUCCAGUAAAAAACAUUCUAAUAGCAAUCUAAAUUUAUUUGAGAAGAAAAACGACAAGAUUUUUGGUCUUGUUUUCAGAAUAAUCUAACAAAAUCUACUAACAUUUCUCUGUAGCUGCUGAUUCUGAAGGUGCUUCUGGAUAAGCUUUUUGACCAUGGAAUUCUCGCUGUUUAGUCUAGUUACGAUGCCUGGUUGGGACACCAGCACCAAAAACACAACAUACUGUGAGCUGGUAACAGCAAUGCUGGUCUUUUCAGCAGGGGAAUGUGGCAAAGUGUUCAAAGAGUGUUGAGAAUCUAUUGAAAGUAAGUGGCUCUCAGCAAGUGAUUAUAGUGCUGUAAACUGCAAGUGUUGAAGGUGAUGGCAUAAUGUGAGUUGUACCCCCAAAUCAAACAAUCAUAUUGAUUUUAAGCUCAGAAAACAAACUAUGUAAUGUGAUGUUGUCGAAAGGAUAGGCAUGCUGUAAACAGUACAUUGUAGUUAAUCAUUUAUCAAAAAAUAUAUUUGUCGUCAUAUAAUGUGAAUUUCAGAAUUACAUAGGUUGCAAACAUUAGUUCACUCAAAUAUGAAAAUUCUGUCAUUUACUUACCAAAACGUUGUUCUAAACCUGUAUGACUUACUGUUUUCUAUGAAACAAUGAACACAGAAUUUUCUCUUUUCAGUGAACAAUCCCUUUUAGUUCAGACUAACCAAACCAUAUGAGUGCUACAAUGCUGUGUACUUUCACAGGGAAAGAUCAAUAGCUUGGUCAGAGAUUUUUGACAAGUAGCCAAAUUUUCACUUCAAACAGAUGCUAUUUGUUUAUUCACUGAUUUUUUGUGCAUGUGAGUUGCAUUGCAGUGAUGUAUAUUUACUUUGUGAGUGAGCUCAUUGCUGCAGCGUCCCACCAGACGGAACUGUUCAGGAUCUGGUGGUAGUUCAGAUGAAACUGACAUGUAAUAACAGACAUGCCUGUAGGUUAUCUUUCACAAAAUAAAUAUACUUUUUUUUU